Molecule: messenger RNA, 1793 nt
Organism: Pseudomyrmex gracilis
Lineage: Eukaryota; Metazoa; Arthropoda; Insecta; Hymenoptera; Formicidae
Exons: 6
Coding region: 303-1016 (237 amino acids)
Source: RefSeq, a predicted model, not a curated record
ACAUAUAUGUAUAUAAUCUUCAAAUUUCGCUUAACGUCUCCGAUUAGUGAUGUAAAGAAAUGCUUCUUCCUGUUGAAAACCGCUGAUUAUAGAACCUUAUCGGACUUCAUUGAUAAGAUUGAUAGGACGCGAAUAUAUCGUAUUUUGCGAGAUACUCAGUCAGAAGUAUAUUUGCAUCGAAAGUGACUGUUAACUUUUAUCUUAACAUGGUUUAUCCUUGUGAAGAUGUUCUCGCGCUUAGCAAUAUUAAUUGCAGUCUAUGUAAUCAAUCGCGCAAGAUCGAGUGAUUAAUCGUUGUGCAAAUGACAGUUUUUAGCACGUCUAAAUGGUUACUUUCUUAUCUACAAUAUAGGUGUGACAUUAUGAGUCCGCUUUUCUUAGGAUAUUUAUACUUCUACAUUACAGUAAAUUCGAUGGAAAGUUUAGGCAACGUAAUUCCCACUUCAAAUUGGGAGAACUUCACGGAAAGUACAGAAUAUUUUGUCAAACUAAAUUGCACUCAAUGUAAUGUCAUAGCGGAACAACUAUGUAAUUGCAGCUUGGAAAAUUACGGCAGAUAUUCAAUAUGUUGCUCCGAUAGUCAAUGUUGCUAUUGCGAAAACUGUGUUCUGUAUCAGAGGCGACAGGAUCUCCUAGUAAUAAUAGAAAUCAGUGUUUCCGUUUUGUGCGCUUUUGGUAUUCUUGGUCUUCUUGUAAUUUAUUGCAAACUAUGUAAAAGAACAAGGCAGAACAUCUGUAGACGCCCAAGAUGUAUCGUGUUCCGCGAUGAAUACAAUACAAUAACACAUUGCAGCACUAUUGAAGGUUUACGAGAGAGACCGCCUCCGUACAGUGAGGUAGCUCACAGUACAUCUGUUCAUACGUCCUCCAACAAUGCCCCUCCGCUUUACACGUCUCCCUACAACAGGACAUCUAUGCAAGAAGCCCCGCCAUCAUAUCCCGGAACGCCAAAACCGCAGGAGAGAACUCAACUUUUUGACCAACCUUCUACAGUUUCCGUUACUCAACAUAUGUAACAAUGAUAUUAUUGCACAUAAAGAUAUUUCUACGUCUAUAUACAUAAAAACUUGCUCGAAUAUAAUCUAUAGUUAUAUUUUGCAACAAACUGUUCUUGUUGAGACUAUGGUUUUUUAAUCUUACGGAGAGGGUAAUGAAACUUACGCCUCAGAAUUAUAUAAUGAAAAUGUCAUUUAUUUGAUGUGGUGCAAUGACUUAAAGUAAAAUGGAAAAUGAAUGUCUGUAUGAGCUGUGUUUUUAAUGAGCGGCGCGCGCGCGCACACACACUUUUGACGGGUCAGCCACUACCGUCACGUAUACACCAUUUACUUUACAAAAGAGCGCUUUCGAUUUUUUUUUUUUUUUUUUUUUUUUUAAAUGCAAUAUACAACGGAAGUUUGUGUAUCAGAGAGCGAGCGUGUGGUAGCGGCUACUUACUUUUACUGUUGGUAAAAUUGUUUCGACACGCGCCGCAUUUCAUCAUGAUGAGGUAACACUUGUCUUACUUGUACUUAAUAGUUUAUCAAAUUAUACAUAUAUCCAGUCAUACGAUCAUAUUAUAGUUUGCUGCGGAUUGGUUUGUACGAAUAGCGCCUUAUCUCUGUUUUUUUUUUGUUUGUUUUGGAUCUGUAUUUUGCGGAUUAUAUAUUUCAGUGUGGAAUUUGGUUUUUUCUCUCUGUUUUUGCUCUGGUUCUCGUUUCUUUUACUUUUUUUCUUGGAGGAAAAGACAUUCACAAUGUUGUGUUUAUUUUUACGAAAUAAAUCGCCGUACAGUCCCAAAGAUAGAUAUGAAAGAA